This is a messenger RNA of Cotesia glomerata, 5085 nucleotides long. Its product is annotated as eIF-2-alpha kinase GCN2-like. Gene Ontology annotation, biological process: DNA damage checkpoint signaling; regulation of translational initiation by eIF2 alpha phosphorylation. The transcript has 8 exons. NCBI's taxonomy places the organism in Eukaryota, Metazoa, Arthropoda, Insecta, Hymenoptera, Braconidae. The record is from RefSeq and is a predicted model, not a curated record. Gene Ontology annotation, cellular component: cytosol. Gene Ontology annotation, molecular function: eukaryotic translation initiation factor 2alpha kinase activity; ATP binding; protein binding. Bases 261 to 5003 code for a protein of 1580 amino acids.
GUCAUUCGAAAUUCUUUCAAACUAAAGUCUACAAUUGGUUCGCAAUAUUUAAAUCAACUAAUCAAAUCAUUUCACAACAGACAACAUUGCUAUAGGUAUAUUUGUAGGAAUGUAUGAGCACAGUUUGUUAGGUAUUAACCUCACAAGCGUGUAUUUGUACAUACUAGUAGAUAAAAUCAUACAUUAAUUCUGUAAAUAAUUAUAUUUUAUACAAAAAUGAAUUAUUUAAGUAAAAAAAUAAGUUUUCAUUAUUAACAAAAAUGUCUCAGUUAUCAUGUCAAGAGAAGCAAAAUAAUGAAUUUGAAGUUUUAAAGUCAGUCUUUGGAGAUAAUCUACAAGAUCUUAGAAACAAUAAAAAUAAGCGAAAAUGGCAACCACUGAAUGUAAACAUCACAUUGACACCGUCACAAGGAAUGCCUGGGUCACCUCAAGGAAACGUACAGAUAGACUUACAGAUCACGUGUGGAGAAACAUAUCCAGAAAAUGCUCCGCACUUACAAUUAAAAAACAGUGUGGGUCUUUCUGAUGAUCAAGUAUCUGUUUUAUAUUCAGAAAUAAAAGACUUGGCAGAAAAAUUAAAAGGAAAAGUAAUGAUUCUUGAGUUGAGUCAGCACGUUCAGAAAUUUUUACAUACGCAUAAAAAACAGGGUUGUAACAGUUCUUGUGAAAAAAUUCAAGGCGAGAUGCCAGAAAAACAGUUAAAAGAGAAGCAAGAGCCUCAGGUUUUACUUAAAAGAAUGGCACGUUUGUCUUUGGAGUCAAAUGAAAUACCAUCGUCAAAUCCAUCAUCCCCUCAAGAACGAGUACGUUCUUAUUCUCGAAGAAGAUGCUUGAGCACAUCCGAAAGUUCAGAAAGUCCGUUAUGUGAAUUUACUCAGACAAAAGUUUUGAAUUUUUUGAGUAACAAAGGUGAGAGACAAGUUCAUUUGGUUAAAUGUCUCGGACAUAGUGCCAAAGGGUCAAUAAUUUAUGCUGGUGUUGAUAUGAUGACUGUUGAGCACCUAGCAGUUACCGAGUGGCUAUUAAGAUAUGCUUCUCCUGGAGAAAAAAAAAGCGAGUCAGAGGUUUUAAAUUUACAACAAUUAAUGAAGCAAGUUGUGAUUAUUGAACAGGAAUUACAUCAUUUACAAAAAUUAGAUCACCCUAAUCUCGCUCACUAUUUGAACAUUAAGUAUUUACAAAAUAAAGAUAGUAUUGUCGUUUAUAUACUUCAAGAGUUUGUUGUUGGUACAACGUGUUCUUUUUUUCAAAAAGAAAACAUUUCUGUUAAUAUCGAUUUAUUGAGAUAUAUUGCCACCGGUGUUCUUGCUGCGUUGGAGUAUUUACAUGAGAAAAACAUUGCACAUAAAGACUUGACUGAUUCCAGUAUAUAUAUUGACAAUAUUGGUACUGUAAGAGUAUCUAAUUACUCAUUAAAUAAAAAACUUUCAGAUAUUUAUCGUUCAAGUUGUCUUGGUAAAGCUAAUAAUAAUUUUACAUUAAUCAAAAAGCAAGGAGAAAAAGAACUAGAUAUUUACAGGUUCGGUACUUUACUUUUGACACUGUUAAAAGUAAAAAUAGUAUCAGACAACGAAGCGGAUUGGGGAUUAAACUUGCCGUUAAUAUUGAGAGACUUUUUGUCCAAAUGUUUGAACCGUGAUGAAAAACUAAGAUGGUCAGCUAAACAAUUACAGCAACAUAAUUUUAUCAGGACUCCUAUUGUCAAUGAAUUAUCGUUACCAAAACAUUGUGACGAUGAAGAUAAUAAUUCUGAAUCUGAGGAGCCCACCUUUGAUCUUAGGACUUAUUUACCAUCCCUUGAUAGUAAUUCAAGAUUCAAAAAUGAAUUUGAAAUUCUUAAAUUGUUGGGAGAGGGUGCAUUCGGUGAUGUUUGGAAAGUAAGAAAUAAGUUAGAUGGUAGAUUUUAUGCCAUCAAGCGGAUUGCUCUAAAUCCAAAAGUCAAUGAAUUAAAUAAAAAAAUGAUACGGGAGGUAAAGUUACUCUCAAGGCUAAAUCAUGAAAAUGUUGUAAGAUAUUAUAAUUCUUGGAUUGAAAACGUAAAAGUAAGCAAUGUAAAAAGAAGCUCUUCAUCUUCGUCAGAAAUGACAUCAUUAAAUAAAGAUAAAAGAGAUGAUAUCGAAAAAUUAAAAGCUGAAAGAGUAAUUAAAUUACUGUCGCCAGUUAAUGAUGUUGAAUGGACAGUAUCUUUUGAAAAUCCAUCAAACGUUGCUUCGGAUGAAGACUACAGUAGUAGUAGUUUCAGUGAUGAAGAUUCCGACGACGAAAGUGAAUCGUUUCAUUCGCCACAAAAAUCAGAACAAUCUUCAGAUAGUAUAGAAUUCAAAGUGGAUAGUGAGUCACAAAUAUCUAAGGCUGAAUCUUUUGAAACUUCUGAAAAAAUAACUAGUGAAGAAAAUAGCACUGUGGAACAUAAAACAAAAUUUAUGUACAUACAAAUGGAGUUUUGUGAAAAAAGUACCCUAAGAACGGCGAUUGAUAAUAAUUUGUAUGAAGAUAAAGAUCGUCUUUGGCGUCUAUUUCGAGAAAUGGUUGAAGGUAUCGCUUAUAUUCAUCAACAAGGAAUGAUUCACCGUGAUUUGAAGCCAGUGAAUAUUUUUUUAGACAGCAAUGAUCAUGUUAAAAUUGGUGAUUUUGGUUUGGCGACAACAAACAUAUUGUGCUCUGUUGUACAAACAAUUGAUAACGAACGGAAAGUUGAAGUAGACAAUAAAAAUGAUAUUAUUCUUGAUGAACCCCGAUCAAUGACUGGUCAAGUAGGUACUGCUCUCUAUGUUGCUCCAGAGUUGAGAAACGAGGUAGCAAAAGCUAGAUAUAAUCAAAAGGUUGACAUAUACAGUCUUGGGAUUAUUCUGUUUGAAAUGAGUUAUCGACCACCCGAUACUAAAAUGGAGAGAGUAACUAUUCUUCAAAAAGUUAGAUCUAAAGAAAUAAUCCUUCCACCUGAUAUGACAGAGACUGAAAUGCCUCACCAGACUCGUCUUUUACGGUGGUUACUAAAUCAUGAUCCUAGUCAGCGACCGACAGCUCAAGAACUUUUGUCAUCUGAAUACCUGCCUCCACCACUUCUAGUGGAGGCUGAAUUACACGAAAUGGUUCAAUAUACUUUAUCAAACAGCCAAAGCAAGGCAUACAAGUACUUGAUUGCUAGUUGUUUCGAUCAACAAGUCACGCCAGCUGAAGACAUCACAUACGAUAUGAAUGUACCUAGUAGAUCAGCUAACAAUGAAGUGUCUGUGGUUAAUGAACUACUGCAUGAGCAUGUUAAAUCUGAAGCUAUCAAUGUAUUUCAACGGCAUGGAGGAGUCUAUUUAGCAACUCCUUUAUUAAUACCCAAAGCUGGUCACUUGUAUGAUCACACAGAGACUUGCGUUAAACUCAUGACUCAUUCAGGCAGUAUUGUCACUAUACCUCAUGAUCUCAGAGCACCGUUUGUGCGAUAUGUUGCCUUGAAUAAUAUUGAACAUUUCAGAAGGUAUGCCAUUGAAAGAGUCUUCCGAGAAAAAAAGGUUCAUGGAUUUCAUCCCAGAGAAUUAUAUGAAUGUGCUUUUGAUAUAAUUAGCUCAGAUGUAGAUCUUAUGGCUGAAGCUGAACUAAUCCGUAUAGUUUGGGAAAUCAUCGAUAAAUUUUCAGAAUUACAUCAACGAGAUUUUACCGUUCAUUUAAAUCACACUUCAUUACUUCAUGCAGUUUUAAUGUACUGCGGAAUCGGUCCCGAAAAAUUUCAAGACAUUUAUUCAAUACUAUGUGACGCACGUGAUGGUAAAUGCUCGAAACUCCAGGUCCAAACUCAUUUUAUAAGCUUAUGUCUUACUGAUCAAGCUAUGGAAACUCUCUUGAAUUUAUUCGAUACUGAAAACAAUGUUUCUAAGGUUGCAAGUAUACUUAGAUCAAUAACAAAAAGGAAAAGUGAUGCUGCAGUUUUAGCAAAAAGCGCUUUAAAAGAAAUCGAAACUGUUACUACUCAUGUGAAGGCUCUAGGAGUUCAGUGGCCAGUUAUUAUCGUGCCAUUAUUAGCUCACAAUAUGAAGCAGCAAAGUGGAAUAAUUUUUCAAAUAUCUUGCGACUUAAAACGUAAACGACGAUGUCAAGAGGUAAUAGCAGCUGGUGGUCGAUAUGAUGAAAUGAUCCAAUCAUUUCACCAAAUAUCAAAAAGUUCAGAUUCAAUUGGGAAAAAAUCACAUCACGGCAUCGGUCUCAGUAUUUCUCUCGAAAAAUUAGUAUGUGCCAUUCAAGACGUGAUAUUAGAAGAUACAAAUAAUGAAUUAAGUAUAAAUAGAUUUAGAAUAGAUGUAGCUGUAGGAUUUAUUGACAGUAAACCUGAACGAGAACAUGAACUGGCUGAUUUACUUCGUGAGUUAUGGUCUCUUGGAUUGAGAGUAACUAAAUUGGAUUUUCAAGUUCAAGAAGAAAUUCUUGACUAUUGUCGUAAAAAUUUAAUUCCUCACGUUAUUAUUUUACACGGGGGGAUAGGAAAUCUUGUUCUAUACUCUUGGGAAUACGACAAAUUUAGAGAACAAAAAAUAUGUAUAACUGAAAUUACCGAACAUCUUCAGAGACCAAUAGAUACACUGCCAGUUUUAAAAAGCAAAAAUCGUACAACUGAUUCUACAUAUUCAUCAUCAAAUUAUCUUAAUAUUAAUUUUAAUUUUAUACCUACUGAGAGAGAUAAACUGUCUGAUAAUUAUAAAAUUAAUUAUAAAAACACUAUGCUAGCUCAAAUGUCAUCCGCUCUACAACGAAUAUCUUGCAAAGUAUCUAUAGAAGUAUUCGCAAUAUUUCUUGAGAUGUCAAUAAUGAGAACAAUGGUCAAACUCCUAGAAAUCGAUGAAAAGGAACAAGAUUUUCAAAAAAGCGUCCAAUUUGUUAUUGAAGAGCAUCCAUUAACAAAAAAGUAUAUUGAGCAAAUUUGCGAUAAAAUAUGGGAAGUACGAAACGAAAAACAACAACGACCCGUUUUGGUAUUUUACAGUUUGACUGAGAAUAAUUAUGUUAUUUUCAUGUAAAUUUUUACAAAUCGUUUUGAAAACAGUUUGUUAAAUAUACUUGUAUAUGUAUUUUUAAUAAAAUUUUGUCAAGAGAUAAUAA